Molecule: messenger RNA, 5736 nt
Organism: Drosophila ananassae
Lineage: Eukaryota; Metazoa; Arthropoda; Insecta; Diptera; Drosophilidae
Gene: ush
Product: zinc finger protein ush
Exons: 8
Coding region: 1372-5094 (1240 amino acids)
Biological process (GO): cell differentiation; negative regulation of transcription by RNA polymerase II; heart development
Cellular component (GO): nucleus
Molecular function (GO): RNA polymerase II-specific DNA-binding transcription factor binding
Source: RefSeq, a predicted model, not a curated record
AUCCUAUCUUAUAUUUUUUUAUUUGUUCCAAAACCUAUUCGCUCAGUGUAUUCAGAUACAGAUACACAGAUACAAUUAAACACAAAACGCUUAUCACUAAGCAAUAAUCAGAAUUCCAUUAGCCGUAGACGCGAUAUCGCUGAAAAGCAUCUCCCUCGCGCACACACCAGCACACACCCUCUUUGGAUGUAUCUUUGUAUCUGUAUCUGCAGUGUGUGCGCUGUUGUUGUAUCUGAGUAUCCGUUCGCUGCUGGUUGGUUGGUUGGUUCUGGCCUGGCCUGCCCAACUCAACUCAACUCAUUCGCCGGCUUUGCUUGGUUCGUUUUUAGGUUUUGUUUUUAUUUAUUUUGUUGCUUUUGCUAUUGCUGUUGUUGUUGUUGUUGUUGUUGUUGUUGUUGUUGUUGGCUGGCUCUGCCACAGUGCCACUGCGAUGUUAUCUAACUCAGCUCGCCGCGCUGCGCUCUUAUCAGUGCUUUAUCAGUUUUGUUUCGAAUAAUUUCGAAGCGAGCAAAGGAAGUCGACCGCAGCAGAGCGACAGAGCGACAGAGCGGCGAUAUCUUAUUUCAGUUUUCAGGCACUGACUCGGUCCCAUUUUCCCCCUCUUGGUAGUGGCAGAGUACCAGUGCCGGGUCUGAGAGUCUCGGGAUGCAGAUACGAAUCCCAUCCAAAUACGAAUCCGGCGAAUGCGAGUCUCGAAGCCAGACCAGUCACUAGAGAGAUAGGGCAGAAAAUGAAAGAUAAACAACUUGGUCCGCCACAUCGAACACAUCCCGGCAUCAACAAACAUCAGCUGACGGAGAGUAUCUGGCCGCCUCGUCCUCGUCAUCGUCAUCGUCGUCAUCGCUCGGGCGGCUCUCCUCCCGUAUCUGUAUCGGUUGUAUCUCACAGAUACACAGAUACACUGAGACGCCGAACAGAGCAGAGCGGAGCGGAGUGGUUGUGGUGUGGUGUGGCGCACACGAAAAUUUCAUUACUCACCGCCUGCCGCCGGCGGGGCCCGAGUUUCGGCUUUCAGUUUGCUGUGGAACGCGGAUCGAGUAGCAACCUCGAGCGGUAUACUCGCUUCAGUGCUAGACAAAGACAGAGAACGCGGCGGCCGCAAAUUUGAAAUCAGAAAGAGAUAGAGCAUAGCGAUAUAGUGAGCGAUUUGUCGCUACUUAAAAUUAUUUAAAAUAAUAAUUAUUAUUUAUUAUUUUGGUGGAAACAAGUGAUGGGCCAACAAGUGAUUUAGAGUUGCAAGAAUCAAGUCAGCCGGCUUAGAAACCAAAAAAAAAGUGAUGAAGUGACAAGAAGGUGUAGUACGAGAUACAUCUACUCUAAACCUGGAUUAUCCAUAAAAGUCAUAAAAAUAUACUGGAUUACAGAACAACAAUGCUGAGCAGCAAUUCUAGAGGUGAUUGUUCCGAUACCACAGAAGAGAUGACCGUCGACAGCAGAGAUUCCAAAGAUUUAACCGCACAGGAGCUGGGCGAGGAGAAGCCGCUUCAUCAGCUGGAAGAUCAGCUAUCAGAUCAGAUGGACGAUUCCUCUGAUAACCACGAGAACAUCCAUAAUAACAAUAAUGAGAUGGAGGAGGACUCUGUGUCCGAGCAGCCGGAAGAGACUAAUGCCGAGCAGGCCGAGGAUUUGAUGGAAACUGAGAUGAUGGAUCAGGAUCACGAACCCCAGCCGGCCAAGGAGGAGGAGGCAGAUAACCUGCCACCCAAUAGUCCCAGCACACCACCGAGAAGCCCCUCGUCCCCCCGUUUGAUUCCAAAACUGGAGCAGCCCUGCACUCCGCCCUCAGAGCCCGAGGCGGAGCCAUCGCCAUGCCCCUCACCCUCACCCGUGGCUCCCAAACUGCCCAAGCUGCGAUUGAACGCACUCCUGGCCUCAGAUCCCGCCCUUAAGCCGGAUGCCAAGGAGCUGAAUCUGACAGAGCCGCGUCUGCUGGCACCUCCGCCGCUGAUCAAGCCGGAGGCGCCAUCCCAGCCAGAGAUUGUGGAGCCUCUGCUGAAGCCGGCUAGGUUCAUGUGCCUGCCCUGCGGCAUCGCCUUCAGUUCUCCCUCCACUUUGGAGGCCCAUCAGGCCUACUACUGUUCGCACAGGAACAAGGACGCGGAGGAGGAUCAGGCAGCGGGCAACGGCGACAAAUCAUCAGGAACGCCAUCUGGAGCGGCUGGAUCCGGUUCGGGAAGCGGCUCCUCAGAGCCACCGGCCAAAAUGGCCAGGACUGGAAAGCAAUACGCCUGUUCCCAGUGCUCCUACAGUGCCGACAAGAAGGUGUCCCUCAACCGACACAUGCGAAUGCAUCAGACAUCGCCGGCCACUCCCAGCCUUGUGGUGGCCAGUCUGCCGAAUCUCGUCCAGAACGGCUUGCCGCCGGCCGGUGUGCCCAGCAACUCCCUGGAGGAGAGCUCUAGUCAACAGCAAACGGAUCGCUACUGCAGCGACUGUGAUAUCCGGUUCAAUAACAUAAAAACCUACCGGGCCCACAAACAGCACUACUGCAGCUCCCGCCGGACAGAAGGUCAGCUAACCCCCAAGCCGGAUGCAUCUCCCGGAGGCGGUGGAGGAUCGAGUGCCUCGGGAUCGGUAGCCUCUGCCGUGGGGGUGUCUGCCCAGGCCGCUGCUCCCGGAAAACUGAGUCCCCAGGCCCGGAAUAAGACUCCCACACCGGCUAUGGUGGCUGCUGCGGCGGCGGCGGCAGCAGCGGCAGCAGCAGCAGCUGCCUCGUUGCAAGCCCCACCACCUCAGCCGUUUCUGGCACUGCCCACCCAUCCAAUCAUCAUUGUUCCGUGCUCCCUGAUCCGGGCAGCCAGCAUCAUUCCAGGGCCAUUGCCAACGCCCUCCUCGGGAAUCGUGAAUCCGGAAUCCACCUGCUUCACGGUGGAGAAUGGCACCAUCAAGCCCCUGGCCACCGCCCUGCUGGGAAGUGCCCUGGCCGGCAAUGGCAGCCAGUUAAACAACUCCACCGUUAGUCUGCACAACCUGCCCAUUCCCAGCCUGGAACCAGAGCGUCCCUCGGCACCCUCAUCCGCCGCAGAACCCAUAGAGCCCAAGAGCAGUCCACCGGAGCCGAAGCGCAAGGAAGCGGGUGGCACUCGAGAGUCUGCUCCUUUGGAUCUUUCCCUACGCCGUUCCCCAAUCUCCCUGAACUCCUUGAGCCUCAGACAGCGACAGUUGCAACAGCUAUUCGACAUGGAGGAAGUCCUGGGACUGGGUGCCGUGGGGGGAGGCAUCUCAGGCAAGGAGAACAUAAAUACAGCGGCUGCCGGAGCAGGAGGAGGAGGUGGAGGAAGUGUCACUCCCGAGCAGAUAGUGUGUGCCCCUUCCCUGCCCAGCAGUCCCUCGAUGAGUCCUUCACCCAAACGGCGAGCCAUCAGCCCGAGGAGCUCGGGGGCAGGAAGUGCUGCGUCCAUGUCGCCACCCGGCCUGAAUGUGGCAGUGCCACAUCGUUUGGACAUGCUCUCGGCAAUGCUGCCGGCAGACUUUGGUCUUUCUGAAUCCCUGUUGGCCAAAACCAAUCCGGAACUGGCCCUGAAACUGGCAGCAGCUGCGGCGGCUGCAGCAGUGGCCGGAGGAGCUAGUGGCGCUUCACCCGCCUUCCCACCCGUACCCGCCGCUCAAACGGCAGGCAACAACUCUACCGGGGGAGGAGCAGCCGGCGGCGGCCAGCCCCCACAGAUCUAUGUGAAACAGGGCGUGUCCAAGUGCAAGGAGUGCAAUAUAGUGUUCUGCAAGUACGAGAACUAUCUGGCCCACAAGCAGCACUACUGCUCGGCCAGGAACCAAGAAGGAUCGGGCGAUAGUGAUUCCAAAUCAGCAGUUUCCCCCUCUAAUCCCGCCGGAGCUGGUGGAUCUGGGGGCGGAGGAGUAGGUGCUGCCGCUUCGGUGGAGACCUCUCCGGUGGCCUAUCAGCAACUCAUCUGUGCCGCCUGUGGCAUCAAGUACACCUCAUUGGACAACUUGAGGGCGCACCAGAACUACUACUGCCCUAAGGGUGGGGCAGCUGCUGCUGCUCCCGCUGGCACACCCACAGAUCCCGGCCAGCUGACAAUCACCAAGGAGAAGUGCGGAAAGUGCAAAACCCUUCAUGAAAUUGGACUUCCCUGCCCAGCUCCCGCCUCCAAUCCACUGACUGUUCCCACCAAUUCCAACUCCCAACCGAGCGCCUCGAAUAGCGUCAACAAGUGCCCCGUCUGUGGAGUGGUCAGUCCCACGGCGGCUCUGGCCAGGAAGCACAUGGAGAUGCACGGAACAGUCAAGGCCUUCCGUUGCAGCAUCUGCCAAUACAAGGGCAACACUCUCCGGGGCAUGCGCACCCACAUCCGGACGCAUUUCGACAAGAAGACCAGCGACGUGAAUGAGGAGCACUACAUGACCUGCAUCUUCGAGGAGGAGAGUGCCAGUGUGGUCCAGGAGUUGCCAGUAUCGGCGGGAGCAGUAGCCCCACCACUAGAGUCCAUGGAGCAUCCGCCGCAGCUGUUCAACUGCGAUUACUGCAACUAUGGUUCCACCUACAAGGGCAAUGUGCUACGUCACAUGAAACUAUUGCAUCCCCAUGUGGCCAUCAGUUCCCCCUCGAUUUCACCCGAAACCCGGGAACAGGAGGUCAUUGCCAACUCCACACCCAAUCAGCACUCGAAUGAUGGCUCCAACGGCGAAGCCACAAGUUUCCACAUUAAAUCAGAGCCUCUGGAUGCACCUUCCACGCUGAGUCUGAUUCACGAGAACAACAACUCACCCAUACCCACGCCACACAUCAAAGCAGAACCCCUGGACAUUGGGGUAGAUGUGGCACUGGCACCCCCGCCUGUGGCAUCACCCCUGGGCAACAGUAGUGUGGCAGCCGCAGCAGCUGCAGCUGCCGCCGCCGCCGAGGCAAUGAAGAAGUACUGUUCCGUCUGCGACAUAUCCUUCAAUUAUGUGAAGACCUACCUGGCCCACAAGCAGUUCUACUGCAAGAGCAAACCCCACCGACCGGAGGCCAACGACAGUCCAAGUCCGAAUCAUCUAGCUGCCGGCGGAGCAGUGGGUCUGGGCUUGGGUGUGGGGAUGGUGGGUGGCGGACAGCAGAAGAACAAGGAGAACCUGCAGGAGGCGGCCAUUUGAGAGAGCCAAUUGCGUUGGGAGGCGCAGCGGAAGCAGCUGGAAUGGUAUUACAAGUGCUUCUGAGCCGCAGCAGGAGCUGGAGCUGGAGCUGGAGCAACCGAACCUAAUCGAAUCGAAUCCUAAGCUUAGCCAACAUUACCCUGUAAACUAUUACAACUAUACUAUAACUAUACUUAAACCCGUAAUCUGUAAUCUAUAACCUGUAAUCGACGACAGUAUUCUUGGAGAAUCUCCCUGUCGCUGCCCUCCACUUCCAAUAUGCCACUUGGGGACUGACUCCUACGACUUAUCGAUCGAUAGCAGUAGAUAUAUACAUACACCAUACACGCAUAUAUAGAAUACACAAAAUAAUAUCUAAAUAUAUAGACAUAUAGACGCAUACCCAUGAAGUGGGCACCAUGACAUAUAAUGCAUGCCAAAGCUUACCACUUAGAGAGAAACUAAAACGAGUGCAAGAAACUACAAGUUUGCAAGGAUGACGGAGAGGAUUGUGGAGAGUUCUAGAGCAGGAGCAGGAGGAGCAGAAGUAAUCCUAUUUAGAUCCAUUAUUAUAUAUAUUGUAAACUGAUUAAAACUGUGUAAUUUAACUGAGUACAUUAUUUAUUAAGUGUGUGCGACAAUAAAAGUAAUUAAUUUAUUCAA